Messenger RNA from Suillus paluster, 1384 nucleotides. RefSeq lists its product as uncharacterized. Gene Ontology annotation, biological process: regulation of transcription by RNA polymerase II. Gene Ontology annotation, molecular function: RNA polymerase II cis-regulatory region sequence-specific DNA binding; DNA-binding transcription factor activity, RNA polymerase II-specific. Bases 281 to 1189 code for a protein of 302 amino acids. The transcript is spliced from 5 exons. The record is from RefSeq and is a predicted model, not a curated record. Lineage: Eukaryota; Fungi; Basidiomycota; Agaricomycetes; Boletales; Suillaceae. Gene Ontology annotation, cellular component: nucleus.
CUUGUGUCGGUCUGUAUGUUGGUUAGCAAAACAAACAACUCAACUUUGAUUCAGCUUACCACAACGUUUGGCCGUCAUUGCGGUCUACGACGACGAACUAUACUUCGACAACGAUGGCUGUAUCCUGCGAGAGGAAACUGGCCCGUGCGCCCUCAUUUCUCACGCCUGACAUAAGCCGCAUGUUCCCCUUGAUGAAAGCUCUUUUCAACAUCAACGAACUUCCAACGGUUGCCAACAAGUUCAGCGCCUUUCGCUUUUCUUCGUCGUAAGACACUACAACAUGUCACAGCAACCACCGCCGACGGUGAUGCCGCAGAAUAUGCUCCCUCCUGGUGAAGCGGAGCUUGCUCAAGCCAACUCCUACUACCCGCAAGAGCCUGCAGACCUUACGGGCGGUCUUCCUAUCAACCUUGACUCUCUACGUGAUGGUCCACCAGGAAGCAAACCAUUCUAUCCCUAUUCUACACUUAUACGGUAUGCUAUAAAGGGCUCUCCAAAUCAAAAGCUACUCCUCGAAGACAUUUACUACGCAAUUGAAUCCCGCUUUCCUUACUUUAGGAAUGCUCCAUCUGGCUGGAAGAACUCUGUGCGACACAAUCUUUCACUUAAUCCUUGCUUUGAGAAGGUGCCUCGUCCUCUCACCGACCGAGGAAAAGGCUCGUACUGGACUGUCAAUGAUAACGUUGACCCGAGGACGGGUGUCCAUCGGGUAAGAAAGAAGAAGCCGAAGGGUGCAAAGGGUAGGCAGUCGGAGGAGGAUCAGGAUGUGGAUUAUCAUCCUGAAGCAUUCAAUGACCCUAAUGCACAAUUUGUGCCGCCGCCGCCUAUGCAUCCUGACGAAGCAGGCCCCAGUCGACAAGCGCCGUAUCCGCCGUAUCCUCCCACUUUCGAUCCCAACUUUCAGAUGAUGCCUCCUCCACCUCCCGGUCUUCGUUUCCCUCCUGUGCCCAUAGAUGAUUUGGAGGUAGACGAGAGUGGGAAUAUUUUGUGGCGUUUGUCCUUGAUGAAAGAGCUUGCGCAUUUGCAGCAAAUUUCGUCGGAGAAGGACAUGGGUGAAGAUUGGUAUCGCGUGAUGCUCUUACGGAUGCGUGGGGCUGUCAUGGCACCGCCUCCUGCAUAUCAUGAUGGCAUGCACCCUCCACCUGGGAUGCCACCUCCACCUCCACCCAACGCAGAGUUGCAGCAGUGAACGUUUUAGCUCCAUCAUAACUCUGUCAUUCCUCAUAUUAUUUGACCUGUUCCCUUCUUCUUUCAUCCUUUUAGUAUUAAUAAUGGUCUCCGGUGCCUCUUGUCUUGAAUUCAUUCUACUACAGCGUGUUUUUUGUACGCCGUUUGUAUCCCAAUGAACUUUUUGCCGCGUACCCCAGCGUGGCCGAUAAUGCUC